CCGCACAGCGAUCAUGUCCAAUGGGAAAGACGCGAGUGCUGCUGAGAGCUCCUCCGAGAUGACCCUCAAAGAGUGCCUGGACGAGUGCAUGGAGGCCCUGGACCUCUUCCUCAACAACCACUUCACCGAGAGCCUGGAGAUGCUGCGACCGAGGUAACGCAGUAAAACCUGAGGAGGCCUUGAACUGUCCCAACUCUCAGCUCAAGGGGAACCCCGUUCUGGCUUUCACCGCGUUCGCGGCGGUAUGAUUUGGCAUGAUAUCAGCAGUUUUCGUGCCUCUGGCCAUGUUAAAGAGACGUAUGUGGUGUGAACUGCGAAGCGCCGUCCUUCCUGUCAGGCUUCAGUUCUCCAGGAUAUGAAGUGUUUGCCGAAGCUGACGCCCAGGGGCUGAGUGAUUCAACAGCUAACAGUGAACAUGGAGAAGCUGCACGUUGCUGUUAUACAGAGUUUGCUUACAGUAUGAGGUGUGUGACCCUGCGACUCUGUGUGUCCCAUGCAGAGUGAAUGAGAGUAUGUACCAUGCCCUUAUCUACGCCACAGUCCUGGAAAUGCAGGCCAUGAUGACUUUCCAGCACGAUGACAUUAGCAACGCAGGGAACACGAUGAAGAGUGCCCAGGAGGUCUGUAAGAGGUUUCGUCGGAAAUCCCAGUCUUUGGCUAACAAGUUAGGAGGGAACCUGCUCUCUGAAGUGCAGCUCCACGCAGAAGUGUGUUAUGCAGAGUGUCAACUCCAAAGAGCUGCUCUAACCUUCCUACAGGAUGAGAACAUGGUGAGUUUUAUCAAAGGAGGGAUCAAAGUACGAAACAGUUACCUGAUUUACAAAGAGCUGCAUUCCUACAUAAAUUCUCACCACUGUCUCAAAGGACCCAGUCACGUUCAGUUAGAAGGAGGAAUAUCGUUUGGAAUAGGGGCAUUUAAUCUGACGCUCUCUUUGUUUCCUCCACGGAUACUCAAAGUUUUAGAGUUUGCAGGCUUCUCCGGAGACAAGGAAUACGGCCUAUCUCUCCUGCAUGACGGUGCGACAGGGUUGAACCUGCGCUCCAUGCUGUGCGCUCUGCUGCUGCUCUGCUACUACACCUUCCUCACGUUCUUACUAGGAACUGGUGAGGGAGAAGUGGCAGAAGCUGAAAAACUGCUGAAACCUUUCCGGCUUCGUUACCCACGGGGAGCGAUAUUCCUCUUCUUCGCCGGCAGGACUGAAGAAAUCAAAGGGAACAUUGAUGAGGCGGUGGCGCUCUUCGAAGACGGCUGCAAGGCCCAGCAGACGUGGAAGCAGUUUCACCACAUGUGCUACUGGGAGCUGAUGUGGUGCUUCACCUACAAGCGAGCGUGGAAGAUGGCGUACUUCUACGCCGACCUGCUGAGCCAGGAGAGCCGCUGGUCCAAGGCCAUGUACGUUUACAUGAAAGCUGCUUACCUCAGUAUGCUGCCGGAGGAUGAGGACAGGCCGUUCGGGGAGGACGAGGUAGAGCUGUUCAGACAAGUGCACACAUUCAAGCAGAAGAUAGCGGGGAAGUCUCCCCCAACAGAGAAGUUCGCUAUCCGUAAAGCCAGACGCUACAAGCAUCCCAGCCCGGUCAAGCUCUCAGUACCAGUGCUGGAGAUGAUGUACAUGUGGAACGGUUUCAGUAUGAUAAAGAACUGUCCAGAGCUGACUGAGGGCAUGUUGCAGACUUUGGUGGAGGCAGAGCGCACUCUGCUGGAGUCUCCCGCAAAUGAUUACACGAUGGACGAUCGCUGUUUGAUCCACAUGUUGAAGGGCCUGUGUUUCAGGAACCAGGGUCUCCUCCAGGCUGCUGAGGAGUGCUUCAACAAAGUGUGCUCAAGUGAAAAGAAGAUCAGGUUCGACCACUACCUGGUGCCCAACACUCUGGUGGAGCUCAGUCUGCUUUACAUAGACCAAGGCAGGAGGGAUGAGGCUAUUAAACUGCUGAACAAGGCCAAACACAACUACAAAGAAUACUCGAUGGAGUCUCGCACGCAGUUCAGGGUGCACGCUUCUUUGGCCAAACUCAAGGCGAACCCCGGCGAAGAGGACACGCACAUGUAGGAGGACGAUUCUUCAGGACUGACACAGGCACAGGCUCCUCACACUGGACUGUUUUAGCAUCACAUCGGGUUUUAACACAUACAUAUAUAUGUGUGUGUUCUCAUUAAGUUAACGCCGGGUUCAUUUUUUUUAAGCAUUAAGUGUAAUAGAACAAAGGUAAAAACCUGGAUAUUUACAAGAGCGUUACUGUGAGACCGGCCUGACUGAGGGACCCCUCGGGGGGGGGUGUAUGUACAGUAGGCGUUUUAUUUAAAUAAUUAAACACUAACAGAUUUGAAAGCCACUAGAAAUGUGAUGUAAUUAAUUUUAAGAAUUCAAAAUGAAAUGUAUAGUAAUGAGUCUAUUUAACUGUAUUUAAAGAUUGAUUUUUAACCUAAUUCAGUUUCAGCGUAUUGUGUUUAUCCACAGAAGGUCAAGAUUUUGCUUUUUUUUCUGUCCACAUUGACAAUUUGAGUGUCUGAAUUCACCAGAACUCGACGCAGAGACGUGUUUUGUUCGGGACGGGCUCAUUGCAAAAACUUGUGUAGUGUUAAAAAAAAAAUAUUUUUGCAUAAAUAAACUGUCCUUAAAACCAAAACGA
Messenger RNA from Mugil cephalus (flathead mullet), 2631 nucleotides. RefSeq names its product tetratricopeptide repeat protein 39A. NCBI's taxonomy places the organism in Eukaryota, Metazoa, Chordata, Actinopteri, Mugiliformes, Mugilidae. The coding region runs from base 513 to 2051 and encodes 512 amino acids. The transcript is spliced from 18 exons. The record is from RefSeq and is a predicted model, not a curated record. Gene Ontology annotation, molecular function: protein binding.